CGUGCAUAGCAGUCAGACAAAGCGAGAAAGGCAACAAGAGAAUCAGGGGCGCACAGCGAGAGGAAGAGAUAUAGAGAGAGAGAGAGAGGGAGAGGCAGUAGGGAGGAAAAAGCCCCCUUUUGUUAAUUGUGCCUUCAUUCCACACACGCACCCAACUCCUUAAUUCCAGAGAGAGACCUCUUUUCUUCCUUUGAUCGCCUGGGUGUUCACGAUCUUCAUCGCUUUGCUUUUAACUCGCUACCCAGAUCUCUCCUGUUUCAGAAUCUGAUUCCAAUCAUACCUGUGGAUAAUCGGCGUUGUGUUUGUUUGAUAAGAGGGUGGGACUCGGAUUUACAUAGUUAAAAUAGAAAGGAAGGGGUGCUGUUAUAUUUGGGUUUGGUUUUUGCUGAGAUUGUGUUGAGGGAAAUGGUGCUUGCCUCAAUGGUGUUGUGUUGAAGUAUUAUGGAUGUUGUCAUUACACGCUUACAAAGAGCAAAAUAACAUGUCGCUUUACAUUAAUCGCGAGGCCUCAAAGCUAUGGAAGAGAAUUUGCGCGGAGACAACCACAGAGAUCAACCUUCUUGCAGAGAAUUGGAAAUACAUUCUCGGCGGUCUCAUUUGUCAGUACUUGCAUGGUCUAGCUGCCCGAGGAGUUCACUAUUUUCAUAAGCCUGGCCCUACUCUUCAGGAUGUUGGAUUCUUCCUUCUACCGGAGCUUGGGCAAGACAAAGCCUACAUCAGCGAAACAUUAUUCACCUUCAUUUUUUUAUCCUUCGUCCUGUGGACAUUUCAUCCUUUCAUUUUGAAGAGCAAGAAGAUCUAUACAGUUCUAAUAUGGUGCAGGGUUCUAGCAUUCUUAGUUGCUUCUCAAUUUCUUCGUAUUAUCACAUUUUAUUCAACACAGCUUCCGGGUCCAAAUUACCAUUGCCGAGAGGGCUCAAGACUUGCCACGCUGCCUUCUCCAAAGAGUGUCUUAGAAGUUCUCUUGAUUAAUUUUCCCCACGGUGUGAUAUAUGGAUGUGGUGAUUUGAUAUUCUCAUCACACAUGAUCUUUACUCUAGUCUUUGUGCUGACGUAUCAGAGAUAUGGCACAAGAAGGUGUAUUAAGCAGCUAGGUUUCGUCCUUGCUAUGAUUCAGAGUCUCUUGAUAAUAGCAUCUCGCAAACAUUACACCGUUGAUGUAGUUGUUGCCUGGUACACUGUUAAUUUGGUGGUAUUUUUUGUUGAGAAGAAAUUGCCAGAGUUACCGGACCGGUCCAACGCUGCAGCAGCCCUGUUGCUUCCAUUGAGCAACAAAGACAGAGAUGUCCGGACCAAGGAAGAGAACCACAAGCUAUUGAAUGGGAAUUCUGUGGAUCCUGCAGACAGGAGGCAGAGAACUCAAUUAAAUGGCAAGAUUCUGGAGGAUGUUAAUACACACCUUGCUGACUCUGCGAUGAAUGGUGCAUAAUAGGAUAAUAGGGAGCCUUCUGCUUUCAGAAAUGGGUUCUACGGCAAGACUUUGCUGUAGGAAAAGCUACAACCUUGUUCGAUUGAGGAUUUAGUUAAUUGUGAGAUGUCCUGUUUUAAUUCAAAUCAGUAGGGCUAAUUUGUAUUAGUGAAAUUUUAAUUGGGUUGUGCUUUUUACCCAUCGUGUUCCCCAGUUAAAUUAUUUAUAGCAUCAGCAUGUGCCAUAGGAAUUUUCCCCCAAAUCCUCUCUGUCUCCUCCAUAAUGUUUUUGUGGCCCCAUGUGCCUAGUCUGCUCUUCAUUUUCUACUUUUGGUUCUUUUUGCCUUUUGCAGUCACAUGGGGAACUAAUGAUGAGGACAAUGUAAUAGGGCUUUUAAUGUAAAGAGCAAUUUCUUUUCCUA
Messenger RNA from Neltuma alba, 1829 nucleotides. Its product is annotated as phosphatidylinositol:ceramide inositolphosphotransferase 1. Gene Ontology annotation, cellular component: endoplasmic reticulum membrane; Golgi membrane; trans-Golgi network. Gene Ontology annotation, molecular function: sphingomyelin synthase activity; inositol phosphoceramide synthase activity; ceramide cholinephosphotransferase activity. Gene Ontology annotation, biological process: ceramide biosynthetic process. The transcript has 12 exons. Bases 446 to 1429 code for a protein of 327 amino acids. The record is from RefSeq and is a predicted model, not a curated record. NCBI's taxonomy places the organism in Eukaryota, Viridiplantae, Streptophyta, Magnoliopsida, Fabales, Fabaceae.